Molecule: messenger RNA, 2085 nt
Organism: Drosophila rhopaloa
Lineage: Eukaryota; Metazoa; Arthropoda; Insecta; Diptera; Drosophilidae
Product: outer dynein arm-docking complex subunit 4
Exons: 5
Coding region: 68-1990 (640 amino acids)
Source: RefSeq, a predicted model, not a curated record
CGUUCCUUGCCAAAUUUUGAGUUAGCCAAAAUUAGCGAGUCCUCGAAAUUACCAGUAAAAGCAAAGCAUGUCCUGGUCGAGCGGGCUGAACAGUGGGGGCGUGCGCGUCCUGCUCCCGCAGCUCCGCCCCUGGCAGCGGGUGGAGUGGCGCUCCUGCAUCCAGUCGCAGAUCUACCGGGACUGGGGCGUCUACUACACCCGCCGCCUGCUGGAUCGCACGGCGCUGGAGAGCUUCGGGCGGGCGGUGACCGUCUGCAAGGAGGAGGAGACGGGAUGCCCCGGAACACACACCCCCACUUCGGUCUACCCCUCCACCUGCCUCCUGCCCCGCAAGUCUGCCCUAGCCCCCCUUCACAGCUGCUUGGAGGCGGAGGCGGGCGUCUGCCCCGAGGACUACAAGUCCUUGUUCCUGAGGAGUCGCUGCCAGCGCACGCUGGCCCGUCCGGAACUGGCCCUCCUGGACGUCCAGCGGGCACAGCGGGCUAUGGAGGUGGUCCGCCACCAGCGGCAGUCCUGCGUCCUGGGUGCCGCCGAGAUCAUAGCCGAGAAGUGCGAAGCCCUCGUGGACGCCAACGAAUUCGAGAGCGCCCUCACCACACUUUACAUGGAGGGGCGUCCCUUCAGGGCACAGUUCACCCACGGCCCCUUUGGGUUGAUUGAGCAGAAGACCCUCGGCGUUUUCGAGGACACCUUGGGCGAAUCGCUGGUACCCUUCAUGCAGCAGCACCGUGGCGUCCUUGAGGAGGUCAGCCGCCGGCAGAAGGAGCAGGCCGCCCAUGUGCCACGCCUCCUGCGGAAGGAGCUGCGCGACCGGCAGCAGUGCGACGUGCAGAGCGUCCUCGUCAAGGAGCCGGAGCGGUUGACCCCGCUGGAGAGGGCCCAUCGGCGGUUGAGCGAACGCCUGUACAACUACAACUGCAUGGGCCGCAGCGCCGUCGACGUUGCGCUUCUACGUCGGCUGCGCAGCGACCGCAACUUCCUCGAUCCCCUGAGGCUGAGUACCACGCCCCCCGGACGCCAACUGAGCGAGGAGCAGUACACAAUUGUCCGGCGGUUCAUGAAAAUGGUGCAUGCCCGGAAUCCGCUGUACAACCGGCGGUACGUGAGGCAGCGGCACGGGCGGAUUGGGGAGCAGGAGCGGCGGCGGAACCGGGAGAUGCACCUGUUCCACGCCCAGUACCAGACACGCCGCGACUGCCUGAAGAUGCUGCAAGAGAUGCACAGGCGCCGGAGGGAGGGGGAUGUGGAUAAGCUGUCCGACUACGUGGAGCAGACCAUGUCCGACUACUUCGAGGUGAAGACGCAUCGCACGCUGCCCUGGAAGUGGGAGUUCCUCAACGACGUCUACAACACGCUGGCCUUGGCCCACUGCGACCGCUGUGCCGUUCCCGCCAACGUCGACUUCCUGGAGCCCUAUAACCGACACAUACUGUACCUACUCCGGCCAGAGAAGGUGCGAGCCAUGACGGUCAGCUUCGGGGGGUCCAACAUCUACCUGGAGAUCGAUCGGGAGGAGGAGCGGCACAGACGUAUUAACCAGAAGCUGGAGCACCUGGAGAAUCGGCUGCGCCACUCCCGCUACCCAAUCGAGCGAUCGUACCUGUUUUUCGAGAUCGCGCGCUGCCACUUCAAGGAGUCGCGCUUCGACAAGGUCCUGGUGCUGGCCCGAAAGGCCUUCAACGAGGCACGCAAAUGCAACUGUUUGGUUUGGCAGUUCAACAGCAUAUUCCUGGGAUGCCAAGUACACGCCGUGCUCAAUCGAUUCGAGAGGCUAAAGGAAUCCCUGGGCAAGGCAAGUCAAUUGGCAAGCGAUCUAAGGGCCCCCAAGCUGGUGGCCUAUAUAGCCAUCUGCAUUAACGUUAACAACUACGAGUUGGCAAUACGGCGGUUGCGGCAGUCGGAUGUAACAGUUCGAAGAUCCCGCAAACGUAGUCCCGCGAGCACAGCAACAAUAAGCUCCCAGGCAUCUUUUAGCAGUAUAGUACCAUAAUCAAAAUAUAUAAAUAACACAUAAUGUAACUAAGAUACUGAGUCAAUUGCUCUUAACUCUUCAUUACCAUUUUGCAAUGGAGUAAAAAGUUAAGA